Callithrix jacchus (white-tufted-ear marmoset) is the source of this 8321-nucleotide messenger RNA. NCBI's taxonomy places the organism in Eukaryota, Metazoa, Chordata, Mammalia, Primates, Cebidae. The record is from RefSeq and is a predicted model, not a curated record.
GCCGCCGCGCCGCACGCCCGGGCCCCAGCUGUCCAUUACCGGCCGCCGCAGGAGCCAGAGGUACGAGGGCCCGCGCCGAGGGUGCAGCGGACUGGGGUUCCAGGCCGGUCCUGCAGCUCCCGCUCCUGGGGUGCAGGCGCUGACAGCUGCACAGAGUUGGCCACAGGACUGGGGGAGCCCCCUUCCAUUCCAGGUGGGUGUCCACAUACCCUCCCCUGUGCCCACACUCUCGCCCACCACAAACCCACUCCAGCAGGAGCACCACAGCCUUCUGGGGUCAUGCCCGUGCAGAGUGUGAGCUGGCAGACGGGGAGCCAGGUGGGCAGCACAUGAGGGCAAAACAGGAAGAGUGUCUCUCUUCACCUUUGCUGUUUGAAAGUCAUUGUCCCAGGACCCAGAGACCCCCAACCCUCUGUGGCCAUCACUGGCUCUUUUCCCUUGAGUUGGGGGUGGGCCUCUAUCUAUUGAGCCCACAUGAGGUGCCUGUGGCCUGAGGCCACUGUUACCUGACCUUACCAUACCCUCUCAGCCACCAUGUUCUUUAUUCCUUUUUUUUUGAGAUGAGUUUCACUCUUGUUGCCCAGGCAGCAGUGCAGGGGUGCGAUCUCAGCUCACUGAAACCUCUGCCUCCCAGGUUUAAGCAGUCUUCUGCCUUACCCUCCCGAGUAGCUGGGAUUACAGGCAUUUGCCACCAUGCCCAACUAAUUUUGUAUUUUUAGUAGAGAGAGGGUUUCUCCAUGUUGGUCAGGUGGGUCUCGAACUCCUGACCUCGUGAUCCGCCCCCACUUGACCCCCCAAAGUGCUGGGAUUACAGGCAUGAGCCACCACACCUGGCCCACCUAAUGUAUUUAUUUAUUUUCUUUCUCUUUCACUUUCUUCCUUUCUUUCCUUUUUUUGACAGGAUCUUGCGCUGUUGCCCAAGCUGGUGUGCAGUGAUGAAUCAGUCUCCUGGGCUCAAACCAUCCUCCCACCUCAGCCUCCCGGGUAGCUGUGACUAUAAGCACAUGCUAAUUUUUAUAUUUCUUGAAGAAACGGGAUUUCACUAUGAUGCCCAGGCUGGUCUCGAAUUUCUGGGCUCAAGCGAUGCUCCUACCUUGGCCUUCCAAAAUGCUGGAAUUAUAGGAGGGAGCCACCAUGCCUGCUCUCUCUCUCUCUCUCUUUUAUUUUUUUGAGACAGAGUCUUGCUCUGCUGCCCACUGCAGUCUCCUGGCUCACGUAAUCCUCCCGCCUCAGCUUCCUGAGUAGUUGGAACUACCAUGCCAGGCUAAUUGUUUUAUUUUUAUUUUUUGUAGUGAUGUGGUCUCCCCAUGUAGCCCAGGCUGGUAUUGAACUCUUGGUCUCAAGAUUCUCCUACCUCAGCCUCCCAAAGUGCUAGGAUUAUAGGCAUGAGCCACCAUGCCCAGCCUCUGGCUUUUUUUAUUUUUUAUUUUAAUUUUUUUUGAGAUGCAGUCUCGCUUUGUUGCCCAGGCUGGAGUACAGUGGCGCGAUCUUGGCUCACUGCAACCUCCAUCUCCCAGGUUCAAGCGAUUCUCCUGCCUCAGCCUCCCAAGUAGCUGGGACUACAGGCGUGCACCACCAAACCUGGCUAAUUUUUGUAUUUUUAGUAGAGAUGGGGUUUCACCAUCUUGGCCAGGCUCGGCUCAAACUCCUGACCUCAAGUGAUCCACCAGCCUUGGCCUCCCAAAGUGCUGGGAUUACAUAGGCAUGAGCCACCACACCUGGCCUUGCUACUUGUUAUUUUUCAUCUUUAAGACAGUAAAACAAAACAAAACGAAAAAGACAGUAAAACACGUGAAAGUGAAGCAACAUGGGAACUUUCUUUCAAAGAGAAUUAACUCAGGACUCUUAUAACUCAGACCGAGGUUUCUAGAUGCCCUUUCCAUGGGCAUUGCGUUUGCCAGGCAAGAUGACCCUGUGAAGAGCAUUCCCUGCGACUUGCAUCUCUGGGAUCUCUGUGCAUAGCAGGUGACCAAGUCAGAAAACUUAUCCCCAUCUAGCCAGCCUGGCACCACAGGAUAUCUCCACGAAUGUGUGUGUGUGUGUGUGUGUGUGUGUGUGUGUGUGUGUCUCCAUCCAGAGCGAAGGUGUAGGAGCCCAGGUUCAAGGUGACUUAGUGCUUUCUGAAACCUGCCGGGGGUUCUGGGAAUUUUCGCUCUGCCCCUGAGAAGCCAGCCCCACCCAGCCAGAUCCAGUCUCCUGUGCAGAGCUAGAGUGACCCUGGGAGGGAGGGAUGAACUCCCGGAGGGAAGAAAGGCACUCUUGGGACUGGCAAGUAGUCAGGUACUUUACUAUGAAGAGUUAAAGGCAUGUGACUUUAUUUGUACCUUCAAUUGCUGAGGCAGCUGUAACUUGCAUCUGUAUAGAGUUUAUAGUUUGCAAAGGGCAUUCCCCAGGAUUAGUUGUCACAUAUGAUCCUGUCUUUGUGGGCAAGACUGGUAUCAUUUACUCAUCCCUUCAAAAAAUACAUAUUGAGGCUGCCAGGCAUGGUGGCUUAUGCCUGUAAUCCUAGCACUUUGGAAGGCCAAGGUGGGUGGAUCACUUGAGGUCAGGAGUUCGAGACCAGCCCAGCCAACAUGGUGAAACUAAAAAUACAAAAUUAGCUGGCAUGGUGAUGUGCAUCUGUAGUCCCAGCUAUUCAGGAGGCUGGGGCAGGAAAAUCUCUUGAACCCAGGAAGUAGAGGUUGUAGUGAGCUGAGAUCAUGCCACUGCAUUCCAGCCUGGGCAACAGAACGAGACUUGAGGGUGGAAAAAAAGAAAAAACAAAAUACAAAAAAUAUGUAUUGAGCACUAACUAUGUGGUACAGUCUGUGCUGGCCGCAGGGGAGGUGACAAUGAAUAAAAGCAGCAUUGGUCUUUGCCCAUUUCCAUGCUAUCAUUAUGUCAUUAUUUAAUCAGCCUCUUCAAGUAAAACCUUGGGUUCUUUCUAAUCUUUUGCAACUGCAAACAAAUCUGUGACCUCGUGCAAAGUCAUUCAUCUGUAGGAUAAAGCCCCAGAGUGAGAUUGCAUGCUGAAAGGGUCCAUGCCUGUCUGAAGCCUCUGAGCACUGUUGGCAUGCCCGCUGGCAGUGUAUGAACAUGCCUCCUUGCUCACAGCCUUGCCAAAGAAAUGUGUCUGUUAAGUGUUUUGGAUUUUCGCUAAUCAGAUAGAUAAGUGAGAGAUGCUAUCUGAGCAUGUCAAUUUGCAUUUCUCUUACUUAUAAAAAGAUCCUUGCUCUUGGUUACUUGUUUAGAGGUCAUAGUCUGUAUGUGUCUGAAUUGUUUUUGGCCCAUUAUCUUUUGGGAUGUUGAUCUUCUUAUUGAUUUCUGGGAGCUCUUUACAUAUUAGAAAAUUUUGAGGGCCGGGCAUGGUGGCUCACACCUAUAAUCCCAGCACUUUGGAAGGCCGAGGCAGGUGGAUCAUGAGGUCAAGAGAUAGAGACCACCCUGGUCAACAUGGUGAAACCCCAUCUCUACUAAAAAUAUAAAAAAUUAGCUGGGCACGGUGGUGCAUGCCUAUAAUCCCAGCUACUCAGGAGGCUGAGGCAGGACAAUUGCCUGAACCUAGGAGGCGGAGGUUGCAGUGAGCCGAGAUCGUGCCAUUGCACUCCAGGCUGGGUAACAAGAGCGAAACUCCAUCUCAAAAAAAACAAAACAAAAAAAAUUAGCUGGGCAUGGUGGUACACGCCUGUAGUCCCAGCUGCUCGGGAGGCUGAGGCAGGAGAAUUGCUUGAACCCAGAAGGCGGAGGUUGCGGUGAGCCGAGAUCGCGCCAUUGCACUCCAAUCUGGGUAACAACAGCAAAACUCGGUCUCAAAAAAAAAAUUUUUGACUUACGUGAUGUGAGCUGCAUUUAGGAGGUCUCAGGUUGUGACUUCCGUUUUGACUUUCUUCUUCUUUUUUUUUUUUUCUUUUUUGAGACAGGCUUGCUGUGUCACCCAUGCUGGAGUGCAGGGGUGUGAUCUUGGCUCACUGCAACCUCCACCUCUCAGGUUUAAGCAAUUCUCCUGCCUCAGCCUCCGGAGUAGCUAGGAUUACAGGUGUGCAAGACCAAACCUGUCUAAUUUUUUUUGUAUUUUUAGUGGAGACAGGGUUUUGCUAUGUUCCCAGGCUGAUCUCGAUUUCCUGAGUUCAAGCCAUCCACCUGCCUCGGCCUCCCAAAGUGCUAGGAUUACAGGCAUGAACCACAAGUCUGCAUUGCUUUAUUUUAUUUAUUUCGAGAAGAGUCUUGCUCUGUUGCCCAGGCUGGAGUGUAAUGGCUCUAUCUUGGCUCACUGGAGCCUCCCGCUAAGGGCUCAAGCGAUCCUCCCACCUCAGUCUCUCAAGCAUCUGGGUCCACAGGUCCAUGCCACCAUGCUCCACUAGUUUUUGUAUUUUUUUAUAGAGAUGGGGUUUUACCAUGCUGUCCAGGCUGGUCUUGAACUCCUGGGCUCAAGCAAUCUGCAUGCCUCAGCUUCCUAAAGUGCUGGGAUUACAGGUGUGGGACACUGCACCUGUAACCCAGCCUCACAUAGAUAUUUAACAUCUUUUGUUAAGUUUAACCCUGAGUGUUGUGGCCAUUGUUUAAGUGGGUUCUUCUCUUUUAUCAUAUAUUCUAAUGACUGGUUUAUAUUCGUGUGUGUUUAUACUACCAUCUUCCAGUAUGCUUUAGUUUUACUUUUUUAGUGAUUUAUCUUGACUUUUCCAGGUAUACAAUAAUAUCAUAUGAAAAUCGCAAUAGUUUUAACUAUUUCUAUUGGGUUUUCUUUCUCUUGUCAAAUUCCUCUGAUGAAUACAUCCAGUGUAGUGAUGGUGGUGGCAGUAUCUGUGCUUUCCCUGAGUUUACUAUUAGUGCCUAGGUAUGAAACUGUGUAUUUGGGCCGGGCAUGGUGGGUCAUGCCUGUAAUCCAAGCACUUUGGAGGCCAAGGCAGGCGGAUCACCUGAGGUUAGGAGUUCAAGACCAGCCUGACCAACACGGUGAAACCCCGUCUUAAAAAAAAAAAAAAAGGUAAAAGAACCGAGAGAAGAUCCAAGAUGGCCGAUCACUAACAGCUCAGGAUUGUAGCUCCCAGAGAAAGCUCAGAGAACGAGACGACGCCACACUUUUAGACGAAUUUUCGUCACUCACGGAUCAGCCGAUUCCCAGUGGAGGAGCCCCACGGGUCGCCAGCGCGACUCUUGUGGCCGCCGCAGCGGUUUUGCCAGUGCCUCGGCGCAGCAGCUCUUCAUGCAGAGCCAACAGGACUGCUUCCCCUACUGACUGGAGUUUGGAGCUCCGGGAAGUCAGAGCCGCUUGUUGCGGACUCAAGAGGGAAGCCAGACCAGAGAUUCCCGGGCAGAAGUGCACCAUCAGUUUUAUCGCUGCUAUUUAGGCCGCCACAGUGGGUGGCUCAGAUCCCAGCACCGGGAAUCAAUAAAUCGGACGUCGACUCAGAAACCUAAUUAGAAAGGCGGUUCAUCUACAAUGAAGGGAAAAAAACAGCCUAAGAAGGCCGAGUAUACUCAAAAUCAGAACCCAUCAGCAACGAACAAGCCCUAAUGUAAAAGGACUCAUCAGCAACCGAACAAGCCCUGAUGGAAAAGGACUCAUCAGUAACGGAAUAAGCCCUGAUGGAAAAGGACUCAUCAGCAGCAGAACAAGCCCUGAUGGAAAAGGACUCAUCAGCAGCAGAACAAGCCCUGAUGGAAAAGGACUGUGUUCCAUUAUCUGAAGUAGGCUUUAAAAGGUGGAUGAUAAGAAACUUCUGGGAGUUAAAGGAACUUGUUCUAACCCAAUGUAAAGAAACUAAGAACUUUGAAAAAAGGUUCGAUGAAAUGAUGAAAAGAAUAGACAAUAUAGAGAGGAAUACAAAUGAACUUAUGGAGUUGAAAAACACAACACGAGAACUUAGUGAAAUAUGUACAAGCUUAAAUAGCCGAAUGGAUCAAGCAGAAGAAAGGAUAUCAGAGGUUGAAGACCAAUUUAAUGAAAUAAAACGACAAGACAAGAAUAGAGAAAAAAGGAUAAAAAGGAAUGAGCAAAGUCUUCAAGAAAUAUGGGACUAUGUGAAAAGACCUAAUAUAUGCUUGAUUGGUGUACCUGAAUGUGACGGAGAGAAUGAAUUCAAGCUGGAAAAUAUUCUUCAGGAUAUUAUCCAGGAAAAGUUUCCAAAUUUAGCAAAGCAGGACACUAUUCAACCCCAGGCAAUACAGAGAACCCCACAAAGAUAUUCCUCAAGAAGACCAACCCCAAGGCACAUAAUCGUUAGAUUCAUCAGGAUCAAAACGAAGGAGAAAAUAUUAAGGGCAGCCAGAGGGAAAGAUCAGGUUACCCAUAAAGGGAAGCCUAUUAGGCUUACAGCAGAUCUCUCAGCGGAAACCCUACAUGCUAGAAGAGAGUGGGGGCCAAUAUUCAAUAUACUUAAAGAACAGAACUUUCAGCCCAGAAUUUCAUAUCCUGCCAAUUUAAGCUUUACAAUUGAAGGAAAAAUAAAAUCUUUUAGGAACAAGCAAGUACUCAGAGAUUUUAUUACCACCAGGCCUGCUUUACAAGAACUUCUAAAAGAAGCAUUAUACAUAGAAAGGAACAGCCAGUAUUAGCCUUUCUAAAAAUACACCAAAAAGUAAAGAGCAUUAACAUAAAGAAGAAUUUACAUCAAUGAAAGGAUAAAAUAGCCAGUUAAUAUCAAAUGGCAGUAACCCUAAAUUUCAAUCGACUAAAUCCCCCAAUCAAAAGAUACAGACAAAAUCUAACAGUAUAUCUAAAGAUAUACAAAGACUCAAAAUAAAGGGUUGGAAAAAAACUUACCAAUUAAAUGGAGAGCAAAAAUAAAUAAAUAAAAAGUAGGAGUUGCAAUUCUCACAAUUAAUAAAAUAGAUUUCAAAGCUACAAGGAUACAAGGGUAAAAGGAUUAAUGUAAUAAUAAAAGAUCUUAACACCCAGAUACAUAAGACCCAUAAUGAGAUUUAGAUUCAACGAGACAGAAAAUUGAUAACGAUAUCCAGGACUUGAACUCAGAGCCAGAACAAAUAAACUCAAUAGAGCUCUCCAUUUUAAACACACAAAAUAUACAUUAUCCACUUUAAACACACAAAAUAUUGAUCGGCCAUUAUUGAUACCCAUUUUAGGAAUGAAGUAAUAUUUCUUUUUCCCUCUUUUUCUCUUUUUCCCUCUUUUUUUCCUCUUUCCCUCUUUUUCUUUCUCUUUCUUCUAAAAAAAAAAAAAGAACCAAAAUUAGAAUCCUGGCCUUUUACUUUCAUAAGAUACAAUAGAGUUAACCCUUUCAGCUAGGUACUUUAUAGAAUGAUGAUAUCAGACAAAUGUUUUUCAGAUAUGAAGAGCUUUAUUGCAUCAAUGCUGCAAAAUGUGCUGCAUGGCAUUCGUGUCUGGAAAAUGUAAUAAAAAAAUAAAAAAAAAAGGAAACUAUAUUUGUACUCUCUGGAGUAUGAAGCUGGUUCCUGGCUUCUGUGUUAAUCUGUAUGAUUUUGUUUAAGAAGUCUGUUUUUUAAUGUCACUGGGGAUGAUGAUUUUUCUGCUUAGAUCUAUUAAUAUGGGCCGGGCGCGGUGGCUCAAGCCUGUAAUCCCAGCACUUUGGGAGGCCGAGGUGGGUGGAUCACGAGGUCAAGAGAUCAAGACCAUCCUGGUCAACAUGGUGAAACCCCGUCUCUACUGAAAAUACAAAAAAUUAGCUGGACAUGGUGGCACGUGCCUGUAAUCCCAGCUACUCAGGAAGCUGAGGCAGGAGAAUUGCCUGAACCCAGGAAGUGGAGGUUGCGGUGAGCCGAGAUUGCGCCAUUGCACUCCAGCCUGGGUAACAAGAGCGAAACUCCGUCUCAAAAAAUAGAAAAGAUCUAUUAAUAUGAUGAAUUAUAUUCAUGAUUUCCUAAUAAUAUUGAACCAUCCUUGCAUUCUUUGAAUAAACCCCACCUGCAUUCCUGAAUCACCCCAUUUAUUUUUAUUUUUUAAUUUUUUAUUUUUUGAGACAGAGUCUUCCUGUGUUGCCCAGGCUGGAAUGCAUUGGUGCAGUCUUGGCUCACUGCAACCUCCGCCUGCCAAGCUCAAGCAAUUCUUGUGCCUUGGCCUCCUGAGUAGCUGAUACUACAGUUGUACGCCACCACACUGGCUUACAUUUUUGUGUUUUUAGUAGAGAUGGGUUUUUUGUCAUGUUGGCCAGGCUAGUCUCGAACUCUUGGCCUCAAGUGAUCCGCCUGCCUCAGCCUCCCAAACUGCUGGGAUUACAGGCAUGAGCCACCGCAUCUGGUCUCCAUUUAAUUGUAAUCUGCUGCUAUUCUAUUUGCUUAUAUUUUACUUUGGAUUUUUGCAGUAAUGUUCCUAAGUGAAAUUGGUCAGAAGGAUAUUUGUGAAGCCAUUGGUUUAAGUAUUUGCU